CUUCGACUUCUUAUCCUAAAAAAUAAAAUUUUUUUUUGCUUUAAAUGUAAAUAUUUUUUACAAAAUGAUUAGUGAUAAAAUAAAUUUAGAUAACAAUAAUUCAAUAGCAAAUGUUAAAAGUUUACAAAAUGAAUUGAAUGAAUUAUUAACGGACAAUACGCUCGCGUUAGGUAACAACUUGCGAACCCAAACAAUAACAAAUAAUCAAGAAAUAUGGAACAAUAUACCGGCAAAUACAAACGAAAAAAUCGUUAUUAAUAACGGUAAUAAUAAAUUAAGUGAUAAAUUGCACAAAAUUUGUCGUUUAUGUUUAAUUGAGGACGAAAAUUUACGACAAAUUUUUGAUGAUUCGAAUUGUAUUGUUGAUAUGCUUUCGCUCUUUACAUCACAUCAGAUAACGAGCAAUGAUGGGUUACCUUGGAAAAUAUGUUUUGAAUGUUUAACAAUUUUGACGAAAUGUGUUAAUUUUAGGCAACAAAUUGAAACAGCUAGUACAAUUUUAGAACAUUAUAUUAAACAAGGAUUUGCUGACGGAAUGGUUUUAGAAAAAAUCGAUGAAGAUUAUUUGGAAAAAUAUGGAAUAAUUAAAUCAAUACAUUAUGAUUUGGAGAACGAAGUUGGCAGUCCAUUAGCUGAACCAAUACAAGAACUUAGUGUUUCCGAAAGCGAUGUUCUCGAAGAUAUCAUUCAAACUAUAGAUCUACCUACUAUUGAAGAGAUAAAUAAUACUGACAAUGAAGAUUUUUAUAACGAUGACUUCAAUGAUACUGCAUCAUCAAUUAAUGACACAGAACUAAUAAGAGCUAAAAAAAGAAAGCGGGCUGAAUUUAUUAAGGACGUAUUAGCUCAAGAAAUUUUAAAGGACGAACAAAGUGAAAAUCAAAUUAUAGAAACUGAUUUUAUAAGAUCAUACAAAUGUAAAGAUUGUAAAGAAAAUUUUUCAGAAAAAGAUGAUUUGUAUGUCCAUGAAUCAGUGCACGACAUAAAUUCAAAUAAUAAAUUCAUAUGUAGAAAAUGUCAAAAAGAAUUUAGUGAAUUAAAAAAAAUGAAACGCCAUAUCAGAACUCACUUUUUAAAUAAACCAUUUAAAUGUAAAGAUUGUGAUAGAGGAUUUCCUGAAAUGGCUUCCCUUACACGUCACGUAAAUGUCGCACAUUUGGGUCAAAAAAAGGAACGUAAAUUUGGUUGUUCUAUGUGUGAUAAAAAAUAUUUUGAUUCAUAUUCUUUAAAUGUACAUAUUCGAACACAUAAUGGGGUCAAACCUUAUGCUUGUACAGAGUGUGAUAGAAGGUUUACAGACUUCCGGUUAUUGAACUCACAUCGAAGGACACAUUCGGGCGAAAAAAAUUACAAAUGUCAACACUGCGAUAAGAAAUUUACUCACCAAAGUACGCUGGCUACACAUAUUCGAACUCAUACUGGAGAAAAACCAUAUGUAUGUAUAAUAUGUGGAGCAUCAUUUAUACAAUCAUCAAAUUUACGAUUGCAUAUGCGCUCUCAUUCUAAAGAAAAACCUUACUCAUGCGACGUAUGCUCAAAAGGUUUCAUUAGUUCUUCGGCAUUAACAAUGCACAAGCGUUGCCACACUAAAGAAAAGCCGUACGCAUGCCCGCAAUGCGAUAAAAGAUUUCCUAGAUCGGAUCUAACAGCUCACAUGCGCACCCACACUAAAGAAAAGCCGUAUACUUGUGAAAUUUGUGCAAAGACUUUUACAACUUCAUCACAACUGAAAAUUCAUUUUCAUAGACAUACUGAAAAAAUUCACAAAUGCGAUUUAUGUGAAAAAAAUUUUUCAAACUCUAUUUAUUUAAAAAAACAUAUGAAAACUCACCAAACAUGUGAAAGUUUUUAUAGAAAAAAUGACAACGUUGAUCAAAAUCCAAACAGUACUAUUGCUGGUCAAGAACAAGAUAAUGAUGCUGAAUUAAACGAAAGUUUGCUACUGGUGAACAAUUUAUUAGCAGCUGUUGCUGAAAAUGAUCUAACAUCUAACGCUAAUUAAAUUAAUAUAAAUU
Condylostylus longicornis is the source of this 2015-nucleotide messenger RNA. RefSeq names its product zinc finger protein 79-like. Gene Ontology annotation, cellular component: nucleus. Lineage: Eukaryota; Metazoa; Arthropoda; Insecta; Diptera; Dolichopodidae. Gene Ontology annotation, molecular function: DNA-binding transcription activator activity, RNA polymerase II-specific; zinc ion binding; RNA polymerase II cis-regulatory region sequence-specific DNA binding. Bases 65 to 2002 code for a protein of 645 amino acids. Gene Ontology annotation, biological process: regulation of transcription by RNA polymerase II. The transcript is spliced from 4 exons. The record is from RefSeq and is a predicted model, not a curated record.